Drosophila ananassae is the source of this 2536-nucleotide messenger RNA. It is a transcript of the gene Tom40, whose product is annotated as mitochondrial import receptor subunit TOM40 homolog 1. Gene Ontology annotation, biological process: protein import into mitochondrial matrix. The record is from RefSeq and is a predicted model, not a curated record. The transcript is spliced from 4 exons. NCBI's taxonomy places the organism in Eukaryota, Metazoa, Arthropoda, Insecta, Diptera, Drosophilidae. Gene Ontology annotation, molecular function: transmembrane protein transporter activity. Gene Ontology annotation, cellular component: mitochondrial outer membrane translocase complex; mitochondrial outer membrane. The coding region runs from base 533 to 1582 and encodes 349 amino acids.
UUGAGCUCAUUUACAUUUUUUUACUCGUUGUGGAAAAGUCAGUAAACACAUUUGUUGGCUAUUAUUUCAACAUUUAUACAAAAAUUCCAAUAGUUAAUGGUUUUUAAUUUAAAAUAUCGAAAAAAAAAACCUAAAUUGGAGUGGACGUUUGACGGAAUCCCACUUUGGUAAAACAAAAAAAUAUUUGUGGGUAAAUUAGUCGUAAUUCUCUUACGAGAGAGGAUUGUGAAGAGGUGUCAACCACUUUUAAACUUCACAAGCAACAAAUUACGGACCUGCAUAUUUCAUUUUUAAAAAGGUCUAAAGUUUAGAUCUUAUCAGCGCGCGCCACAAUUCAGUUUCCCCUGGAUCGCUUUCCAACACAAGUCUUGUGUUUAUCGGGCGCCAAAGUAAUAAGCUAUCGAUUCGGUGCCAUCACUAGCACACCUCGUCGCACGUCUCGCUCCUCACUAUCCGCACAAAAAGCACGAAGCGCGUGCAGCUUGAAAUUUGUCAGAUUAUAUAUAUUCCGGAUAGGAUCUAGGAUCGGACAAUGGGCAACGUGCUAGCGGCAUCCUCAUCCAGCAGCGGCAGCAGCUUGGGCCUGGGCCUGCUCGAGCCGGUGCCAGCGGAAUCUGUCACCUCAUCCGGCGGCUCUGGCUCUUCGUCCUCUUCCACCUCCCCCUCGUCCGCCUACUCUCCGGUGGAUUUUGGAGCGGCGACGAAAGAGGGACCGCUGGAGAACCCGGGAACCGUCGAGGAUUUGCAUAAGAAGUGCAAAGAUCUCCAAGCCAUCACCUUCGAAGGCGCCAAAAUCAUGCUCAACAAGGGACUGAGCAACCACUUCCAGGUCUCGCACACCCUCAACAUGAGUAAUGUGGUGCCCAGCGGCUAUCGGUUCGGCGCCACCUAUGUGGGAACCACGCAAUACAGCCCCACGGAGGCCUUCCCAGUGCUUCUCGGCGAUAUUGAUCCAUCUGGAAACCUGAAUGCCAAUGUCAUCCACCAGUUCUCGCCGCGUAUCCGCUGCAAGUUUGCCUCGCAGGUCCAGGAGUCUAAGAUGGUGGCCUCACAGCUGACGACCGACUACAAGGGCAACGAUUACACCGCGUCGCUGACGGUGGCCAAUCCGAGCAUAUUCACAAACUCCGGAGUCAUCGUUGGCCAGUAUCUGCAGUCCAUUACCUCGUCCAUAGCCUUGGGCGCCGAGCUGGCCUACCAGUUUGGCCCCAACGUGCCCGGCCGUCAGAUUGCCAUUGUUUCGGCCGUGGGUCGCUACUCGUCGGGCAACUCGGUGUGGUCCGGCACCCUGGGGCAGAACGGCAUGCACUUGUGCUACUACCAGAAGGCCAGCGACCAGCUGCAGAUCGGCGUGGAGGUGGAGACCAGUCUGCGGAUGCAGGAGUCCGUGGCCACGCUUGCCUACCAGAUCGAUCUGCCCAAAGCGGAUCUUAUCUUCCGAGGAGGAAUUGAUUCCAACUGGCACAUCUCUGGAGUGCUGGAGAAGCGGCUGCAGCCAUUGCCAUUCACGCUGGCCCUGAGUGGCCGCAUGAACCACGUUAAGAACAACUUCAGACUAGGCUGCGGGCUAAUGAUCGGCUAAACCGCAUCCAACACACACCACACACACAGCAGGGCAGAUAAUCCCACUUCAGCUAGCCAGAGAACCCCCCAGCACCCAGCCAACCACCUCCUACCUUAACUUCACAUCAUCCGCUGACUAAAACUAGCAAGGGGGUGCAUUCAGCAUGUACAUAGCGUAUAUGUGUAAACUGUCUGGCAAGGGAUCUUCAUGACGAUCUGUCGUUUGUGUAUAUUAGAAAGAGUUGUAUCAGGGAUCGGGGGUCCUAGGAUCUAGGAUACUAGCCUACCCAGUGUGUCGUCCGUUGUCCGUUGCCCGUUGCCUGUUUGCCAAAGGCCUUACAUUAUCUACCCGUAUCUGAAAUCCCCACGAACAGAGUCGUAAAUGCGGAGCUCCGUAGUUCAAAAGAAAUGCAAAAUGAGAAAAUAUUCCACAAUUAUUACUAUAAUAAUAUUACACAUUUUUUCACUCACCACCCGAUCACACACACACACACACACAACUGUACAUUUUAAGUUGCUUCCUAGAAGAGAAAAGAGGAGAGUACGCAUUUAUUUAGAAGAUCAAGAUCGAGAUCCAGCUAUAUCGCAAUCGCCCAACUGAACUAUAGAACCCGAGCCGCAGCCGAAGCCGCCGUAUAAAUGCGUAUGAGAAAUACAUGUUAUAAGCUUAACUAAAAAUUGGUAACAAACUGCUUUAAGUUUAUGAUUUAAAAGUUUACAAUUAGUUCUAAUGACAAAGCCCUUGUUGAAUCAACUUUUAUUACUUGAUGGCGCGAGGAUAGAGGCGGAUGAGGACGGAAAGAGGCGCCGCCAUGUUGUGAGGGGGGGAACCAAACAAACACACACAUAUUAAGCAAAACGUUUAAAAGAACACAGAAAAUCAAGCCCAAGAAUAUGUUAAUUUUGUGAAGUAAUUAAUUUACCUUGUAAUUUACCCGUUUCCCUAAAACAAAAUAAAUGAAAAACAAAACCA